Molecule: messenger RNA, 2063 nt
Organism: Spea bombifrons (plains spadefoot toad)
Lineage: Eukaryota; Metazoa; Chordata; Amphibia; Anura; Pelobatidae
Gene: NETO2
Product: neuropilin and tolloid like 2
Exons: 9
Coding region: 312-1892 (526 amino acids)
Molecular function (GO): protein binding
Source: RefSeq, a predicted model, not a curated record
GUUGCCACUGCUGCAGGUUUGGGGCAGUUAUUACUGGCAAGAUACCUUCUCCUACUGCCCUGGUAUCAGGGAACAAGUUUUCAGAUCUGGUGAAGCAGCGGGGAAGCAGGCAUGGUGAGACAGGGGCAAAUAACUUACAUCUAGAGGGAGUGGAAUCCUGCGGAGACCCUGAGCUCCCCCAACCAAGAGGGGUAGAAGGGAUCAUGUCAUACACGGGAGGAACACACCUCUGACUUCACAUCUCUGCUGACACACCGAGAGCCAAAAACCCUCCAGGCUGAACAACAACUGGUAGCAGCACAAGAAUCACCAUGAUGUUAGAAAAAGUCUGUUUCAUCCUGGAAGUGCUGCUGAUCACAAUUCUCGUGGUAGAAGGAAUUGCUGUGGCCCAGAGAACACAAGACGCACAGAACAUUGGAGCUAAACACAUCCCGGUCACUCAGUGUGGAACCUGGGUCCGGACCAGUAACGGAGGACAUUUCGCAUCCCCAAAUUUUCCUAACAUCUAUCCUCCCAACAAGGAAUGUGUCUACAUUUUGGAAGCUGCUCCACGCCAAAGAAUAGAACUGACCUUCGACGAGCCCUAUCACAUAGAGCCUUCCUUCGAAUGCCGAUUUGAUAACCUUGAAGUGCGAGAUGGCCCGUUUGGCUUUUCUCCUCUGAUUGACCGAUACUGCGGCCUCAGGAGUCCAGUGGCAAUUCGGUCGACAGGAAGAUUCAUGUGGAUUAAGUUCUCCUCAGAUGAGGAACUAGAAGGACUUGGCUUCCGGGCAAAAUACUCCUUCAUACCAGAUCCAGACUUCAGUUACCUUGGAGGCAUUCUCAACCCAAUCCCAGACUGCCAAUUUGAGCUAUCGGGAGCAGAUGGAAUCAUUCGCUCCAGCCAGGUAGAACAAGAUGGGAAAUUGAAACCCGGCCAAGCAGUUGACUGCAUUUGGACAAUUAAAGCUACCCCAAAAGCCAAGAUUUACCUGCGAUUCCUUGACUACCAGAUGGAACACUCCAAUGAAUGUAAGCGGAAUUUUGUAGCAGUUUACGACGGCAGCAGCUCCAUCGAGAACCUAAAGGCCAAAUUCUGCAGCACCGUGGCAAACGACGUUAUGCUGCAGACAGGGACAGGCGUUGUGCGGAUGUGGGCAGACGAAGGAAGCCGGCUAAGUCGAUUCCGCAUGCUAUUUACAUCUUUUGUGGAACCUCCAUGUAUGGGUAACACUUUCUUCUGCCACAGCAACAUGUGCAUCAAUAAUUCCUUAGUCUGUAACGGGAUCCAGAACUGUGCUUAUCCCUGGGAUGAAAACCACUGUAAAGAAAAAAAAGAAGCCGGACUCUUUGAACAAAUCACCAAGACCCACGGGACUAUAAUCGGAGUGACGUCUGGCAUUGUUUUGGUCCUGCUUAUAAUUUCCAUUCUCGUCCAAGUGAAGCAGCCUCGGAAAAAGAUCCUGGCUCGAAAAACUACCUUUAACAAGACUGGCUUUCAGGAGGUUUUUGACCCACCCCAUUACGAGCUUUUUUCGUUGAGGGACAAAGAAAUUUCCGCGGACUUGGCCGAUUUGUCAGAAGAACUGGAGAACUACCAAAAAACGAGGCGCUCAUCCACAUCGUCGCGAUGUAUACACGACCACCACUGCGGCUCCCAAACUGCUACUCUGAAACAGAGCAGGACCAACCUGAGCUCCAUGGAUCUUCCUUUCCGCAACGACUUUGCGCAGCCGCAGCCGAUGAAAACCUUCAACAGCACCUUUAAGAAAAGCACUUACACUUUCAAGCAACAAGCCCAUGACUGCCCCGAGCAGGGCAUAGAAGACCGCGUCAUGGAGGAGAUUCCCUGCGAAAUCUACGUCCGCGGCAGAGAAGACUGCGCUCAGGGUUCGAUGUCCAUCGACUUCUAGAACGCCUCAGAAAUGUCUUGUCUUCUAUAAAUUUAUAUACAUAUAUUUUUGAGACUAUACCCAUCACUGCAUUUUGUAAGAGAAAACAGACUGAAAAUUAACUCCCAAAAAUUGUAAAAUAAAGCUCUAUUUUUCUGAGCACAAACUCCAUUAAAAAGGUUUUGCAUGACA